CGCCGCCGCCGCGAUGUGCGGGGGCUCUGACGCCAGGCGGGGCGUCCUCUGAAGGGGGCGAGCCAUGAGGGGCGGCCGGGGGCGAGGGCUGGUGGGCGCGCUCAGCCUGUGCCUCAGCCUGUGCUCCUUGGCGCUGCUCGUCACGGCCAUCUUCAGCGACCACUGGUACGAGACCGACCCCCGUCGCCACCGGGAGAGCUGCGAGAGCCGCGCCGGCAGCGCCCACUCGCCCGAGCAGCGACGCCGCCUCCUGCCGCUGCCGCACUUGCCCUUGCGAGGCGCCAAGCGGCGGCUCCCUCGAGGAGGCGCAGCUCCGGCUCCCGCGCCCACCGGCGACUUCCCGCCGCUGGAGAACUGGAGGGCCCUGGUGGGGCUCGGGGUGCUGCAGUCGCCCUGCGGCCGCCCGCUCUUCGCCACUUACGCCGGCCUCUGGAGGAGAUGCUACUUCCUGGGCGUCGACAGGGACCUCGACAGCUUGGUGGAGAGAGGUAUCACUCAGAGAUGUACGGCAAUCAAGUACCACUUCACUCCACCAAUACGCUUACGCAACAUCCCGUUCAAUUUAACCAAGACCAUCCAACAAGAUGAAUGGCACCUGUUACAUCUAAGAAGAAUCACAGCAGGAUUUCUUGGGAUGGCAGCAGCUGUUCUCCUCUGUGGGUGCAUCGUAACUACAGUCAGUUUCUUUUGGGAGGAAAGCCUCACACAGCACGUUGCCGGCCUCCUUUUCCUUAUGUCAGGCAUCUUUUGCACUAUUUCUCUCUGCACUUAUGCAGCAAGUGUCUCCUAUGACCUAAACCGCUUACCCAAAUUUAUCUAUGGUCUUCCUGAUGACGUGGAACAUGGAUACAGCUGGUCUAUAUUCUGUGCUUGGUGCAGCUUAGGACUCAUCGUAGCAGCAGGAUGUCUUUGCACCACUUAUCCACUCAUUAGCAGGACAAAGAUUAGCCAUCUAAAGUCUACCAGAGACUCUUCUGUAUGACUGCUUAUCAGGGGAUAAUCCCUCCCCUUGAAAGGCAACAGGUGAAGAGUAGUCUUCAAGGAUUUAUAAGGGAGCUAAAUUCAUAAUUCCAAGCACAAAUGAAAACAAAACCCUGUCCCUUAAAUACCAAACAUUGUGUCUUACUAGCCAGGAAAUACAGAGGAUUUCUUCUCUACCUUCAGGGUGGCUGAAAUAAAACGUUCAGACAACUGAGUUCUUGUGGAACUGAUGACUGCAAUUUAGCACAGUGUAUAUGCACACAUCACAAGCGAGACAGGGCUGUUCUCACUCUGAUAAGAAACCUGCGUUGACAAUGUAGGGCUGUUUUAUUUAGCAGAGGUUUGUACAUAAGGUAAUUAACAACCAACAACAACAAAAAACCCCACAACUCCCCAAAUCUCAACUCUAUUCCCCUAUUACCCUCCCCAGUCUUAGGUUGUAAUCCUAUACCCACUUACUUGGGGGUAAGCCCAAUUGAACUCAGUAGGACUUACUUCUGAGUUGACACGUAUAAGAUUGCACUGUAAAAUAUUUUAGACUUUAAGUGAAAUAAACCUUCUCCUUUAGGUAUCUUAAGUGGUUACGGAAUGGUAUUGUGUGAGAGACUGUGAAGAGUUCUGAUGUUGUGAGUGGAUGGGCAAUUUGUUUUAGCAGUAAUGUAGGGAAGGAGCUGAAGGGGAAUGACUUCCAGAGUGCGGGAGGGGGACCUCUUCAGUAAACCAAAAUGCCACUAGCAGUCCCUGUAGUAGAAAAAGUUUUAAACUACUCAUUUGACUAUUCUGCGGUAGCUAGAUUCCUGCUUUUAAUGUAUCUCUCUGAAAUACAUUUUGUAUUUCAUAAGAAGCCAAAUGCCAUGUAUAAACGAGUUUAAUUGUACAAAAACAAUUAUAUGACAUUUAAUAUUGUUGGAAGUAACAUCUGUUGUACAACCUCAGCCUCUUUGUCUAAAAAAAAAAGUUUUGUGGUAGAACUUCUGUUGAAAGUGUUUGUAAAAAUUUCCAAGUGAGUGACUUGGAAAUGGGUCCUUCUUAAACCGUCAUGUAAGUUUAAGACAAAAAUACAACCUCGAGUUAAAAACUCUG
Molecule: messenger RNA, 2064 nt
Organism: Podarcis raffonei (Aeolian wall lizard)
Lineage: Eukaryota; Metazoa; Chordata; Lepidosauria; Squamata; Lacertidae
Gene: TMEM178A
Product: transmembrane protein 178A
Exons: 4
Coding region: 65-982 (305 amino acids)
Biological process (GO): negative regulation of osteoclast differentiation; regulation of cytosolic calcium ion concentration
Cellular component (GO): endoplasmic reticulum membrane
Source: RefSeq, a predicted model, not a curated record